This is a messenger RNA of Vespa crabro (European hornet), 481 nucleotides long. Its product is annotated as MIEF1 upstream open reading frame protein. Bases 184 to 378 code for a protein of 64 amino acids. The record is from RefSeq and is a predicted model, not a curated record. The transcript has 2 exons. NCBI's taxonomy places the organism in Eukaryota, Metazoa, Arthropoda, Insecta, Hymenoptera, Vespidae.
AUCGAUUGAGCAGCACUGAUGGCAAAGCAACAAGAAGAUAACGUGGUGUCGCAAUCGAGACGAGGGACACGAGAGGUUCAUUUUCUUGAGCUCUUGACGAAACUUUUCGUUAAUUGCAAUUAAAUAGAAAAUAACAUUAUUUUCAUAAUAUGUUUGUAAUAAUAUAAUAAUAAAUUCUACAAUAUGAGAAUUGCAAUUUUAAAACUUUAUAAAGAUUUAUUACGUUAUGGUGAGCAGUUAAGAUUUACAGAUAAAAAAUAUUAUCGACAAAAAAUACGAGAAGAAUUUAAACAGAAUAAAUAUCUAACCGAGGUGGCAGACAUUGACUUUCAAUUGAAGAAAGGAUUGACUUUACUGAAAAAUCAAAGAGUGGUGUAACUUAAAUCAUGAAAAUUUAUUAAAAUAAUGUAUGAUCAAGAUGAAUAUACACGCUACUAAUACCGUAUUUUCAUACGUACAAUCUAUUCUGAGUAAACGUUUA